AUGGGUCAGGUCCCAAUUGUACUGCUACUCCAUGGCUUCCCUAAGAUCUGGUACUCCUGGCGCCAUCAGAUCCUCUACCUCGCCGCCCACGGGUACCGAGCAGUCGCCCCUGACCCCCGUGGCUAUAGAGACACCACCAAAGCACCUAUUGACGAUCCUACCAAGUUCACUACACUUCACGUUGUCGGCGACAUGGUCGCACUCAUCGCCGCUCUUGGUGUAGAUAAGGUGUUUGUGGUUGGGCAUGACUGGGGCACCAUGAUUGCUUGGAGCCUUUGUUUGUUUAGACCUGACAAAGCUAAAGCCUUGGUCAAUUUGAGCGUUCACUUUGCCCCAAGAAACCCUCACCAGAAAAUUGUAGAGAUUUUUUGUGUUGCAUACAGAGAUGAUCACUACAUUUGCCGAUUUCAGGAACCAGGGGAAAUAGAAGUUGUGUUUGCGAGUCUUGGAACCAAGAAGGUUUUUGAGAAAUUCUUGACACAUCGUGAUCCUGAUCCAUUUCAUUUCCCUAAAGAUAAGCCCUUUGGAGCUUUGUAUGAUACUCCUGUCAUCUUACCAUCAUGGUUAUCCGAAGAAGAUGUUGAUUAUUACACCAAAAAGUUCGAGCAAACUGGUUUCACAGGAGGAAUAAACUACUACCGAUGUUUUGACCUAAAGUACAGUGGGAAUUUCUUGUUUAAUAUGUUGGGAAAAUGGAAGGAAUCUGAAUACUCUGGUCAAUCUGUUCCAGUUGGUGGUCUUGCUUAUUAUGUUACUGCACCUUCUCAAGAUAAUGACUGA
Molecule: messenger RNA, 780 nt
Organism: Lactuca virosa
Lineage: Eukaryota; Viridiplantae; Streptophyta; Magnoliopsida; Asterales; Asteraceae
Source: the annotation of a GenBank genome assembly